Molecule: messenger RNA, 1566 nt
Organism: Ziziphus jujuba (common jujube)
Lineage: Eukaryota; Viridiplantae; Streptophyta; Magnoliopsida; Rosales; Rhamnaceae
Product: protein LAZ1 homolog 2
Exons: 8
Coding region: 131-1390 (419 amino acids)
Biological process (GO): transport
Molecular function (GO): transporter activity
Source: RefSeq, a predicted model, not a curated record
AACAAUAAGACCAAAAAAAAAACAAAAUGAAGAAGAAAAUUUAUGUUGGAAGAUGGAAAAAUUAAUAUUGUUGAUGAUGGAGGAGCUGUUUUGAAUUUUGGAGUGGAGUAUGAAAGGAAAUCAGUGAUUAAUGGCAGUGAAUGAAGAUUCCUCCUCCUAUGGAAGCUUAUACCAUGAUCUCUACCAGCCAGCACUUGUCAUUGCAGGAUGCUUCGUUCUUGUGGCACUGGUCCUCUCCAUAUUUCUUAUCCUCCAGCAUCUCAAAUCAUACACCAAUCCUCCUGAACAAAAAUGGGUUGUUGCUGUUCUUUUCAUGGUACCUGUCUAUGCCAGUGAGUCAAUCUUAUCCUUGACUUUUCCAAAAUUAUCUCUUGCAUGUGACAUUUUAAGGAACUGCUAUGAAGCUUUCGCUCUGUAUUCUUUUGGAAGGUAUUUGAUUGCCUGCUUGGGAGGCGAACAGUGUGUAAUAGAACUACUUGAAGAUGAAUCAAGAAAAAUGCUAAACAAACCUUUACUAGAAGAAGGGGAAGGUAAGAAAAAACACAGUGAAGAAGAACAUGGGACACUUUGGAACUUCUUCUUUCGGCCAUGUAUUCUUGGGAAGGAUUUGCUCACUAUAGAAAAAUUUGGUCUUGUACAAUAUAUGAUUCUGAAGACAUUUUGUGCCUUCUUAGCAUUUUUGUUGGAGAUCUUUGGUGUUUAUGGUGAUGGGGAAUUCAAGUGGCAUUAUGGGUAUCCGUACAUUGCAUUGGUACUGAACUUCAGCCAGAUGUGGGCACUAUAUUGCCUGGUGCAGUUCUAUAAUAUGACUCAUGAAAGACUUCAAGCAAUAAGACCACUCGCAAAAUUUAUAAGCUUCAAGGCAAUCGUGUUUGCUACUUGGUGGCAAGGUGUAGGCAUUGCCUUGUUGCGUGCAUUCAGAGUUCUACCUAAAGAGGGGAAACUACAAACUGGAUUGCAGGAUUUCUUGAUCUGUAUAGAAAUGGCUAUUGCAGCUGUGGCGCAUGUGUAUGUCUUCUCAACCGAGCCAUACCAUUAUCUCCCAGCUUUUGAGUAUGGAAAAGUCACCACUGAAAGAACUAAAACAGAACUGAAGUUAGAUGACGGAGAAACUACCCCAGCCGUGGUUGAAAGAAAAGAAACACAGAUCGAAGCUCCCGGAACAAGUGUCACAGAGAGUGUUCAGGACAUUGUUCUUGAAGGUGGUCAGCGGGUCGUGAAGGAUGUCGUACUGACCAUAAACCAAGCAAUUGGGCCUGUGGAGAAGGGCAUGAUAAAGAUCCAGGAGACCUUCCACCAUAAAUCAGACACAGAGGGCCAUGAAGAUGAUGAGUCAGAAUUAAAAGUUGAACCCGCUGGGCAAGAUCAGAAAAGUGAGGCUGAUGUCUAAGCUUAUAAGGUGGUCAAUUUAUAUGGCAAUGAAAUUAGAGAAAAAAUGCAAUACGAUUUUUUACUUUUAUCCAAUACGAAAUAUAAUUUGCACGUGGUAGGCAAUCUUAAGCAUCAAUAGAUAAUGAGGCAAUGCAAUUAAACCUACAUAAAUACAUUUUUCAGUCUUAUUCUUCC